CUAUAUAUUCUGUUCCUAUUUUUAGUGCAAAACUUUAUUUUGUUCAAAAAUGACAGCUACACCAUUGGCAAUGCAAUCAUUUUACAACCAGAAUAAAAACUCAGUGUCCAAUAGUCCAUUUGGAGGAGGCAGUGGACACCGGUCAUCUUCAGCUGGGAGUCCAUACUUACCUGGUUAUUUACUUGGAAACAGUACACCAGCUACAGGAAACUAUAGUAGGUCAGUCUCAAGUAGCGGAUACCAAAGAAGUAGCAGCUACAGUAAGCUGAAUUCUCGAUCACCACCACGUAACAGUCUUGUUUCACCUUAUACACCACCAACUGAGCAUCGACAACAGCGACUGUCACCACUUUCAAAUCAACAACACGCAGGUUUGAAGGGAAAACCUGGUGCUCCACCCACGGAAAGUCUUUAUGGAUCAUCCACACAAGACAUAAGUGAUCCAGAUACUCCAAUGCGAAAGCCAUUUGAUUAUUUUUCACAAACACCCAAUGAAACAUAUUUCACACCACAAAAGUCACUGGACACUGAAGCUUUGAAUACAAGUGUUUUUAGUCCAAAUAAAGAUAAAAUUCCGCAAUCGCCUGCACAGGUUGAUCCUUUUUUCACUGAAGGUUCCAACAUCACAAGUUCUGAUGUGCUUGAUCACACCGCUGUGACCGUGUUCGGUUUUCCAUCGGCAGCCUCCUCUUACAUUUUGCAACAAUUUUCACAAUAUGGUACUGUUGAAAAACACGAAAUCCACAACACUGGCAACUGGCUGCAUUUAAAAUAUCAGACGAAAAUUCAAGCUAAAAAAGCUUUGAGUAAAAACGGUAAGAUAUUUGCACGAUCUAUUAUGAUUGGUGUACUUCCAUGUGUUCGAAAAGAAAUUGCUGGAAUGGAGGCUGAGCUAGAUGUUACUGCUGAACUACAGCACACACCGAAGCAGACACUUCGCAAAUCAUCAAAUAUGCGACCAUUAUCAACGUCGAACAUGAGAAAUGUAACUUCAACAUCUGAUAUUUUUAGUAGCAAGGGAACUCCUCAAAAGAAAGACUCUGUAGUUACUAAAGCAUUAGAUUAUGUGUUCGGUUGGUGAUAAGGUAGAGGAUGUUCAGUUGCUGAUGAAAAAGACGAAACUGUUGUAAUGACAAAGAAAGAUGUCCUGCAUAAAAAAUAAUGAACUAAAAUUUGGUAAAUGUCUACCUUUUGUUUGUAAAAUUACAAGCAUUGUUUUUUAGAUUUUUCAGUUUCCUAUAAUGUCAAUUCCGUAAACAAAAUUUUUUUUUUGCAAGUUGUUAAAUAAAAAGUUGAUAAAACGACAUAAGGUUGCCACAGUUCUUGGAAAGUCCCGGAAUUAAAAAAAAAUAUCCUUAAAUGUCCUAUUUUGCAUUCAUGAGACGAAUGUCUUCAAGAUACGAAAAAAAGUAUACCUAAUGUUUUUAUCUUUUUUUUGUGUGUCAACCCUAGAAAUUAAAUCCUGCAGUAUUCUGUAUUAAGAAGGUACUGUCUAGGUUUCAAUAAAUUGCUUUCUCUAAUGAUCAGAAAUACAACGUACUUCUUGUUUAUUUUUGCUUCAACUUUAUUACUAAUGUUACAAGAAGACAAGUUAUUCUUUGGAAACUUGUAUAUUUUAAAUAUUAAAUAAACAUUUUUUUUAUUA
This is a messenger RNA of Hydractinia symbiolongicarpus, 1645 nucleotides long. Its product is annotated as nucleoporin NUP35-like. Gene Ontology annotation, molecular function: single-stranded DNA binding; phospholipid binding; structural constituent of nuclear pore. Gene Ontology annotation, biological process: NLS-bearing protein import into nucleus; nuclear pore organization; regulation of DNA-templated transcription. Gene Ontology annotation, cellular component: nuclear pore central transport channel; nuclear membrane; nuclear pore nuclear basket. The transcript is spliced from 3 exons. Lineage: Eukaryota; Metazoa; Cnidaria; Hydrozoa; Anthoathecata; Hydractiniidae. The coding region runs from base 50 to 1081 and encodes 343 amino acids. The record is from RefSeq and is a predicted model, not a curated record.